UCUCCCCCCUUUUUUUAAGGGAUGCAUUUUUAUUUUGAAAUAAUUAAUAAUUCACAUAUUUUUGUCUUGUUCAUCUUUGUAACUUGAAAUGGUGAAUUGGGAUAAUUUAUCACCUGAAAUAUUACAAAUUAUAUUUAAGCACAUUUAUUCCGAUGACCAAAAUGCACAAACAUUAUGUCAAUGUCAACAAGUUUGUAAAGGCUGGAGUCGAUCAGCACAGAGCGAAUUAUAUAAUGACGUUACAUUAAAGUCUGAUUUGCAAUUAGCUGCUUUUCUCAACACAGUCAGUACCUCAACAGACAAUCCAGGGCGAUUCGUGAAAAAAAUAAUUAUAUAUAAUGUUACCAAAAAUCCUCAAGUUGAGCGAACAAUGUAUAAAACGUUUGCAAAGUUUUGUCCUAAUACUGAAUUAUUUGAAGAAUCAACUACAGAGGCGUUCUGGUCGUCUUUACACGAUGAAAGAGUACUUGGGCAUUGGCAACGUCUUACUGCCCUUCCCGAAUACGAUUAUGAGUUAGAAGAACAAUCAUGUUAUAGAAGCACUGCACUUGUCUUCCGUAGCACACUUCAAGAGCUUACUAUAUAUGAUAAUCUAGGUAGACAAUUAUUAGAUAAAGGAAAAUACGAAUUUCAAAACAAUAUUUUAUAUGAAUCUUUACAUACCUUCGAUUGCUUAAGAGCGCUAAAACUGAAAAUAGUUACAAAUCAGAAAAAUUUAUACCAGAUGGAUGUAAUAUUUAAUGAUUUACCAACUGCUACCAUCAAAAAAUUACUGAUUGAGACAGAAGAAACUGAUACCGAAAAAUUUAUGCAUACUCUUAUGCUGAAUGAUAGAAGAAUGCUUGCUACAGAAUCAUCGGAGCAACUUGAUUUAUCUUUGAUUGAACCUUGUCCCAAUAUUCAAGAAAUGGAAAUUGAUUCAGUCAUUUGCAGUGAUGCUGGUAUACAAUAUAUUAUACAUAAAUUUCCAGGACUCAGGAAAUUAGAAUUGAAUCGAAACUUUAACAUGACUUCGCUUCGUCGGAUGUAUUUUAUAGCCGAUCUCUUUAAACUAAGUGAAAAUACCAUGUUACAGCUUAUAAAUUACUUAUUACAGCUUAAUACAUUCUCUAUAUAUAUCCCAAUUAAUAACAUGAUAGACUUUGUGAAUCAGCUGGCAGCCACUGGUAGAUAUAGCAACUUAAAUUAUGAAUUCGAAUUUGGGAGCUAUAGUUUAUUUAUGAAAGGCUAUCCCUUUAUCGAAAAUACGAUUCAAGGAAGAAGAGAACAUAUUUAUAAUACUAUAGAUUUGGUAGGGAAUAGAAACAAAAAAGGAUUGCACAAUUUGUCCUUUCAUCAUAUUGCUUACAAGGAUAACAAGGAGGAUAUUCAAACAUCUGUUAUUGACACAUUAGAGAGACUAGGGAAUGUUGUAGAUACUCUCGAUCUUAAUUUUGAUGAUGAAGAUGAGACAAUUAACAUUCCGGAUGUAUUUGAUUAUAAUCAAGUUCUUAAAUUUUGUACGAAUCUAAAGAAACUUUAUAUCUCUAGUGCUAGAUUUAAUGGUUGUAACCAAGGACAGCUUAUAAUUAAUAAUUCUAUAACCGAGUUGAAUUUAGAUUGCUGCUAUAUUGAAACCGACGCUUAUUACCAGCUAUCAAUGCAACUUCGUAAUUUAAAAGUGCUUAAAGUAGAUGUGACUACAGAUCAUCACAAUCUUCAAAUAGAUAAAAACAGCGAAGACCAAACACAUGUUGUGGUUUUAAAUUUGCCCUACACAUCGUUUGAAAUCCUGUCUUACGUUGGAAGUGGCAAGGACAGUGAUCGUUUUUCAGAUCUAUGUAUUAAAAUUGAUAUGCCUACUGAAAAUAGGUUUUAUUUUGGGAGCACAGACCUUAAAUUAAAAGAAUGCACAGCAGAGGAUUUCGAAUCAGCAGCUUUAUAUGAUGGUAGAGUUCUAUGCUUUGAUAUACGAUGCAAAAAAUUUAAACGGUUUAAACUUAACUAUCAAGGAUUUACAGGAAGCUGUGAAUUUGAUGGCAAUCAAACUCUCAAGAAUAACUAUGUAUAAAAGUUAAACUGAAUAAUUUAUAAUCUUGAAUUCAGCUAACAAGAAUAACCUUGAUACUUUAAAAAAAAA
Molecule: messenger RNA, 2119 nt
Organism: Cokeromyces recurvatus
Lineage: Eukaryota; Fungi; Mucoromycota; Mucoromycetes; Mucorales; Mucoraceae
Exons: 1
Coding region: 89-2050 (653 amino acids)
Molecular function (GO): protein binding
Source: RefSeq, a predicted model, not a curated record